GAAACGACGUGCGUGAAAAAAAAAACUUUUUUUUUAAAUACGGACGCAUCCUUAUUUCAUAUUCAGUGCGGUGUGGUGAUUCGCUGAGUGUGGACGUGUUUUUUUGAACUUUUUUUUACAUAACCAUGAAGCCACUGCUACGAACAGUGGUGGCAUUGUGCCUCCUUCUGGCCACUCAAGCGCAUCCAGAAAAUAUCGAACAAGUCAAAGAGCUGCCUCAAAAGAGCGAACCCGUCGUAGAGGCGGAAGAGUCCUCACCGCAAGUCAGAGAAGAACGAUGCACCACAUGCAAAGGAGGAGUCAAUUUGAAAUUCAAAAGCCCCAAUGAGGUGCUAGCAGCUAUACAGGCAUUGCCUGGUGCUGAAGUGCAUUCCCAGUCCUCAUUCGAAAGCUGCUCUUCCGACAAGGGCUGCGCCGGACUUAAAGUAAAGGACGGACGCGUUAUCGAACGAUUCGGCAACAUCGAUGCUUUCAAAGAGGCAGCCGCGUCCGACACAGGAAACGAAUUCACUUUCCAUGCUGCUGGGAGCUUAGGAAAUGUGUUCGAAGGCGGUAUUCCUAAAGACGGACCGUUCUGGUGGAUGAACCAGAACUCGCCUUUCAAGAACGGUGCCGCUGGUGGUGGCGGAAGCUUUGAGAAAUUCAGCCAGUCUAGCUCUUCGUUCACCAGCAGUGGUAACGCUGGAGGCGCUGGAGGUGUUGGAAGUGCCGGUGGCGCCGGAGGUGCUGGACUAGGCGGCGGUGUCAGUUUUGAUCUGAACGCAAAUCCCUUCCUGAAUGGAGAAUUCUCGAAACUCGCCGGCUCCGCCGCCGGUUUCGGAGCGUCCGCGCAAGGCGGCGCUAAGCCUGCUGGAUCAGGAUUCCAAUCGUCUUCUUUCGAGUCUUCCAGCUCAACGUUCAGCAGCAACGGAGGUGAAAUCGAUCUUAAGAGUAAUCCGUUCUUGAACGGUCAGUACAACAAGAAUGCGGCUGGAUCUGGCUUCCAGGCUGGAUUCUCGGCUGGAUCAGCUGGACAGGGCGCUGGUGCGUUCGGUGCUACUGGACAAGGCAGCCAAGGUGCCGGACAGUUUGGCGCUCAGGGCAGUCAAUUCGGAGCCCAAGGCAGUCAAAGUUCAUUCGGAUCAAGCUCAAGCGGCCAGAGCGCAUUUGGAACUGGAUCUAGAGGAAGCGGAGCUGGAUUCGGUGCAAGCGGAAGUUUUGGCGCUGGUAGUGGACAAGGAGCAGCCGGACAAGGUUUCGGCGCUAGCUCAGGACAGAGUGGCGCUAGCGGAAACGCUGGGCAAGGAGCCCAAGGAUUCGGUCAAGGUUUCAACGGAGGCAGCGGCCAGAGUGCAUUCAGCAGCCAAUCGAGCCAAUCCUCAUUCCAAGGCCAAGGCUUCGGUCAAGGCCAGGGCAACCGCGGCUACACGGGCUCCUCCCCCAGCCCCUUCACCGCCUCCACCGCUGGAUCUAACGUGAAUCUAAUCCAGAAUACUCAGAAGACAAGUGAAUUUGACUUCGAACAACAACAGCAGACCCAGUCGAACAUCGACGAAGCUUUCCAGGGUACUGGGAAUGUGCAAAGCCACGCGCAUAGCGGUAGCGAGUUGCAGCAAACCUGCGCCGGUCAGGGAUAUGUGUGCGUCCACAAGGCGCAGUGCAACAAUGGAGUUGUGAACACCAAUGGCGCCAGCGUGCUUCAGGCUAAAACUAAGAAACAAUACUGCAAUACCAGAACCGAAAUCUGCUGCCGCAUCGAAAUCUCCACCCUCGCUGGAGCCAGCGAUCUCCAAGGUUCCCUCGGAGUCGGAUCAGGCACCUACAGCGGCAGUAGCUCCUCCAACACCAACCGUCAAGGAGGACUGUUCGUGUCAUCUAGCCAAUCAGGAAACAACGGCUUCGGCGCUCAAGCUGGAAGCAGCCAAUCUGGACAAAAUGCUUUCGGCGCUGGCCAAUCAGGACAAGGCGCUUUCGGUGCUGGCCAAUCAGGACAAAGCGCUUUCGGCGCUGGCCAAUCAGGACAAAGUGCGUUCGGUUCCAGCCAGUCAGGACAAAGCGCGUUCGGCUCUAGCCAAUCAGGACAGGCCUUCGGCAGCCGAGGCUCGGGGUCUUCAUUCAACGCUGGCGCUAGCGGAACCACAGGACAGGCCGGUUUUGGAGCCGGCUCCUCGACCUUCAACGCUAACCGUGGCUCGACUGCCUCAAGCUUCGGACAAGGAACGCAAGGUUUUGGUGCCCAAGGUACCUUUGGAUCUGGAUCAGUGAACAAGGCCGUCGAAUCCAGCUCAUCUACUUUCGGAUCAACAACCAGAGGAACAGGAUUUGGAAGCUCUGGAACCAAAUUCGGAGCCGGAUUUGGAGUAGGAUCCACAGUCGCUCCGACCACCGCUGGCCGCUUCGGAGGAAACGAAGUAGUAUACAAGCAAACUAGCCAAUCCAACUUCGUCGAAACUGACUCCUUCUCAUCAGGAAGCGAGAAUACUGGAAUCUUCAGACCUGGAAGCGGGCUUAAGCCAGGCAUUCCUUACCUGCCCCCUGACAAUACUAACCAGGGCUCAAAUGUGGUGUCUUCAACCGCUUUCCCGUCUACGUUUGUCACCCCUCGCCCCACCACCCCCCGGCCGACGUACCUUCCCCCCUCCCCGACGACGUCUGCCCCGGGAUACUUGCCUCCCAUUGGCGCGCCUAGCUUCAACACGGAGACAAGGCUGCCUAGACCGACCGCGCCGCCGACUUACAGUGAAGGCGAGCUCAUCUUGAGCCCUUUCAGGCCUGGACCUGCUAGGACUCCUGGUCCUGCUCCUCCUAGUGAAGUGCCUUCAGGCUGCGCCGCGGCUCUUAAGUGUACCCCCGUCGAGUACUGCACAGCCGAGGGCGUCAUCUCCAACACCACUGUAGCCCUGACUAGAGACCAGGAGGCCUUCAGAGUCCCACUUACGGAUUGCAAGGAUCUUGAGACUGGACGCGUCGGCAAGUGUUGUCGCGAUCCCUACUAUUCCGAUCCCUGGCCAGUCAACCAACUUGGCAAAUGGGUACCCAACACGUUCGGUGGUAACGAUGGCAAAUACACUCCAGACAACAGAGGCUCGCCCAGCAUCGGCAGACCAUCCGUCACAUCCAGGCCCCCUGCUGUCACUGGCUCUACCCUCCUGAACAACUACAGGUCAACAACCAAACCGACACCUACCUUCGGGCCAAACCAAGUGACCCCAGGAUUCCCCUCCGUCACUCAGACGUCCUACGCAAAGGGCGGCCAAGGUCAAUAUGAGAUCCGCGGCCAAGGUCAGGGCAGUCAGGCCGGCCAAGGUCAGAUCGGAUUCGGCGGUCAGGGACAUAUUGGUGUUGGAGGUCAGGGAUCGGCUGGAAAUCAAUUCAACUCUCAGUCCCAGUUCAGCAGCAGCUCGUUCUCUCAAACCCAGCGCGGGCAAGGCCAAGGUGUGACCACUGGCCAAGGUCAAGCUGUGACCACUGGCCGAGGUCAAGCUGUGACCACAGGCCAAGGUCAAGUCGUGCAGCAAGGUCAAGGCGCCAUCGCUCAGGGCGGCAGAGGACAGGUUGGCUUCGGGUCGCAAGUGUCUGUACAAGAACAGGCCGCUUUUAACUCAAGAGACCAAAGCAUCGCCCAAAGCCAACAAGCCAACCGCGGCAACGCCGUUACCACUGGCCAAGGUCAAUCCGUCAGCCAAGGAUUCGGCCAAGGAGUCACCCAAGGAUUCGGCCAAGGAGUCAGCCAAGGUUUCGGCCAAGGAGUCACCCAAGGUUUCGGUCAAGGAGUCAGCCAAGGAUUCGGCCAAGGAGUCAGCCAAGGAUUCGGCCAAGGGGUCAGCCAAGGAUUCGGCCAAGGAGUCCGCCAAGGCUCCGGGUUAUCCGUGAGCCAAGGUGGCGGAUUUAAUGUGGAGAAUGAGUACUCUGAUUCGGCUUCUAGAGUGUUCUUGAGUCGGUACAGCGCGGGAGGACAGUGUGGAUUGUUCAAUGGCCAGAAACCGUACGGAAACCGCAAUGAAAACGAAGUGGACUUCGCUGAGAUCCCCUGGCAAGCCAUGGUACUCCUCCAGACCAACAAGAGUCUGUUGUGUGGUGGUGUCAUCACCAGGCCCGAUGUUGUUGUCACAUCCGCAUCUUGUAUUGACGGGCUCCAAGCAAAGAACGUUCUCAUCAAGGGAGGAGAAUGGAAACUCGGAAUUGACGAGGAGCCCCUACCCUUCCAGAUUGUCCAGGUCAAGAAUAUCCUGCGCCACCCCUACUACAAGCGCGGAAGCCUCCUCAACGACGCUGCGAUCCUGGUACUCUCCGAGAACCUGAGAUUCGCAAAGAACAUCUAUCCGAUAUGCUUGCCGAGCGCGCAAGAUACUCUGGAUGCGUUCUACAACGGCGCCGGAGAAUGUAUCGUCACUGGAUGGGGAAAACAGGUGUUGCAAGCUCACCUCCUGGGCUCCAUCAUGCACAGCAUCAACGUAUCACUGAUCAACCCUGGGGAGUGCCAGGCCAAGAUUGCCCAGGACUACCCUCAUCUGCUGGAUCAGUACGACCAGGAUAGCUGCGCGUGCGGACAGCCUACCAACCCCGUCAACAACAUCUGUAGGGUCGACACUGGAUCCGCCUUGGCUUGCACCACUGACAACGUCCACUGGGUGUUCAGAGGCGUCUACUCUUGGGAGUCAGGCUGCCAACCGGGUAACCAGCUGGCCGGCUUCUACAAGUUCGACCUGGAGUGGUACGAGUGGGCCAUCGGGCUGCUGGAGAGCGCGCGCUUCGCCCAAUUCUCCAGUUCCAGCUCCAGCUCCAGCCAGCGGUUCACGAGCGGCGUGAAGGGAGGUGCCGGUGGUGCUGGUGCUGGCAUUAAAGGCGGAUUCGGCGCCAGUUUCGGCGGUUUCGGCGGCCAAGUCGGCUUCGGCUCUGGACAGUUCGGCCAGUUCUCCUCGAAGAUCACCAAGGGCACCUCGAGCGAAGGAAAAGGAGCUUUCAGCGGGGAAGUCACCAGCCCCAUCAGCAACAGCUAUAGCGCCACUUACUCCGAGAAAAAAACCUUCCAAUCGGAACCAAAAAUCAUCACCUAUACUACUAAGCCUGAGAUAGUCACUUACACUACCAAACCUGAAUAUUUCACCUUCACCACUAAGCCUAAAUUAGUAACUUAUACUACUAAACCACAGAUAGUAACCUAUGAGACUUCUGGAAGCGGCACGAAUCCGCAAUACGUAGCGCCUGGUGUAACUUUCAACCCGACUUUCUCAGAGCUGGUUGGACAGCAUAAGCACAACGCCGCUUGCAAUUGCUUGAAUGGGAAAAAGUAAAGUAUAAUAGUUUUGUUGAUUUCUAGAAACUCUUGAUAAAAGAUUGCAUUGGAAUUGGAUUUUACAGUUAGUGAUCAAAAGGCAUUCAUGCUGGCCCUGUUAAAAAAAACAGAGUAUGUAAUGAUUGACUGUGAUCUGUAAAUAAGAAUUUUUAGAAAUCUCUAUUCAAAAGAGCAUCUACUAUAAGAAGUCAAAUAAGUUAUUUCCUAUCAUCAAAUUACUAGAAAAGUAGUAGAUGCUUUGGAAGGACGAUCUAUGGAUCUCCCAUUUUAUAAAAUUCUAAAGUGCUAGAAACUUAAAAUUGCAUUGACAGCUUAUUUACAAAAAAAUAUACUAUUGUCAUAAAACUAUUUAAUUUCUUUUAGUUAAAAUAUAAGAAAAAUAAAGACUAAAAAGUCGCUUCUGGCACUUUAGUUCAUCGUCACUCAAUGUUUUUUUUAUUACACUUAAAAUAUUUUAAAAUAAAAUAUGGUCGUGCCAUACCCAUCUUGAAGACAGUACAAAAUGUGAAUUCGGUUUUUUAUUUUAUUUUUAUUGUAUUUGAAGUAUCUGUAAAUAGAUAGGUUAUAUUUAAUGCAAACUUAUCUUUAAACCUGAGCUUAAGCUGAUGAAACACUGUCCGAUUAAAAAAAACAUUGGCGAGUAUUCAGUAUCCCACAUUUUCAUAUGUUACCUUUAGAAAUUCAGAAGCUGAAUUGAGUAUUUAACUAUAGAAUAUAAUUAUUUAUAAUACAAUGUAAAACCUCCCAUAUACUUAGUCAAAAAGCUCUUGAUUGUGAUUUAAAAUUAAUUAUAAGUAAUAACUUUGUGAAAAAAAAUCGGAUAGUGUAUUAAGGGAACGUUGGCGUCGUAACUUUUUUUUUAUUUGUAUAAAAUGUGUUUUAGUGAUAAAACCGCCACAUUUAUAAGCCGACAAUUGCACAUUUAUUUAUAAGAAAAAUUGAAAGCUUAGACAUUGGACCAUUUUGUACCCCAAAAUCGUCGACUGUCUAAACUGUUUCAUACAAAUUAUUAUAUUUUUUUAUAAUAAUUCGCAAUAAUUAUAAGUAUUUAGUCAAUAUACGUAUAAUAUUAUCGAUGUAUACAUUUUCUAAUUGUUAUAAUUAGGAUUAAAUAAUUGAAAUAAAAUGGAGGUACUUUCAA
Messenger RNA from Cydia strobilella, 6416 nucleotides. RefSeq names its product hornerin-like. The transcript has 16 exons. Bases 126 to 5273 code for a protein of 1715 amino acids. The record is from RefSeq and is a predicted model, not a curated record. Lineage: Eukaryota; Metazoa; Arthropoda; Insecta; Lepidoptera; Tortricidae. Gene Ontology annotation, biological process: proteolysis. Gene Ontology annotation, molecular function: serine-type endopeptidase activity.